GAGCGCUCCGUUCCGUCUCCCUUCAGUCUAUAAGUUAACACAGUUGCAUCGCGCGGCUUGGUGGCACAUUCUCCUACCUCCAUUCCUACCCUAGCAUCUUUACAUCUGGGAGGAAGUCAAUCAUGGCCCCGUCAAAGCUAUUCGAGAAGAUAGCCAUCGUUGGCGCCACUGGGCACAUCGGCCAGAUCUUUGUGUCAGAGCUUCUCAAGACCGGCAAGCACACUAUCACUGCCUUGACUCGUGCCGAGAGCAAGGGCACUCCGCCAGAGAGUGUCAAGCGCGUCCAGGUCAACUACAAUGACCAAGAAACACUGGUUGCGGCUCUCCGUGGGCAAGACUUCCUCAUCAUUACCCUCGCUGUGAGAGCACCUCCAGACACCCACAGAAAGCUCGUCAGGGCAGCGGCCGCAACGGGCGUCCCGUACGUCAUGCCCAGCUUCUACGGCAGCGACAUUCGCAACCCUAAGCUGGCCAGCGAAGCCUUCGGCGCCGUCAUCAAGGCGCAACUCGACGAGAUGGAGAGCCUCGGCCUGUCGUAUGUCUCACUGGCGUGCGGCACCUGGUAUGAGUGGAGCCUGGCUCUAGGCGACGCAUGGUUUGGCUUCCAGAUUAAGGACCGCAAGGUGACUUUCUUCGACGACGGCAAGACGAUUGUCAACGUGAGCACCUGGGAGAUGUGCGGUCGUGCUGUGGCCGCGUUGCUCAGCUUGCCCGAGAGUGGCGCGUCCCCCUCCCUGUCGGACUGGAAGAACGAGCCCGUGUACAUCAGGAGCUUCCAGGUGAGCCAGCGCGACAUCCUCGAUAGCCUCCACAGGGUUCUUAACACCACGGACGAGGAUUGGGUCAUCUCGUAUGAGCCAGCCGGCAAGCGGGCCCAGGAUGGACUGGAAGAGUUCUCCAAGGGCAUCAUCACCGGCAUGGCCAAGAACAUGUAUGCGAAACUCUUCAUCCGCAGUAAGGCAGGCGAGUUAGACUACGCAGAGGGCUUGGCCAACGAAGUGCUCGGCCUGCCAGAAGAGAGUCUGGAUGGAGCCACCAAGAGGGCUGUGGAGAUGGUGGAGAGCGGCUGGAAUCCGCUUACCGGUUGA
This is a messenger RNA of Chaetomium strumarium, 1088 nucleotides long. RefSeq lists its product as uncharacterized. NCBI's taxonomy places the organism in Eukaryota, Fungi, Ascomycota, Sordariomycetes, Sordariales, Chaetomiaceae. The transcript has 2 exons. Gene Ontology annotation, molecular function: oxidoreductase activity. The record is from RefSeq and is a predicted model, not a curated record. Bases 123 to 1088 code for a protein of 321 amino acids.